AUGGACCCUCUCCUUCUGGCGCGAGCCUUUGCCGAAAAGCACUCUCGUCGCCCAUCAUCCAGUGGCACAACCACCCCUGACCAAGUCACUCCUAUUGCCAUCCGUCUCAUUCACGAAAAUGCUCCCCGUCGAGUCCGCUCCAUCGCAUCAAUAAACAACAAGCCGCAAAAUGACGACUUCUAUAGAUACUGGGAUCGUUUCCUCGCAACGUCUCCGAACCGCUCUCUCAACACAUCUGCUCUGGGUCGUCGUCUCGAGCAGACACUCAGAGACGCUAGUGGCGAGGAGAAUGGUCUUCAUACCCAAGAGAGUCCUGCUGCGUCUUAUGAGCAGGCCAAGGAAGAGUGCCAGACCAAGGUUCAAGCCAUUGUGGCAGAGUGCAGUCGACUGAAUCAGAAAUAUCGAGACAGGCAGUUCGAGCUUGACCUUGCCCAGCACGACUGCAUUGUUCCGUUGGUAGAUGAAGACAAUACCACCGGCACGAUACGACCAUCAGGUGUCAAGAGAGUCCAGGACAUUUUUGACAAGCCGACCUUCAAUGCAGAGGGGGCCUGCGGCGACGAUGUGAUGCAAGGUUCGUUGGGCAACUGCUGGUUUAUCGCCGCCCUCGUCUCUGUAGCUGCAAAACCAGGCCUCGUGCAACGCCUCUGCGUGGCACGCGAUGAAGCUGUAGGCGUAUACGGAUUUGUCUUUUUCCGGGACGGAACCUGGAUACCAGAAAUCGUGGACGAUCGCCUUUUCAUACAUGUCUCUGACGGUGACGAUUUGUUCGUUGGUAAAUAUGUAGACGAGAGGCAGACCCGAAGCACCUUCAACAACAGUAACGACAUCGGCAAGCUUAGGGAGAGUUUACAAAAGGGCGGUGAGGCCUUGUACUUUGCCCGUUGUCGAGACAGUCAAGAUACAUGGCUACCACUGAUUGAGAAGGCAUACGCAAAAGCUCAUGGCGACUACGGCUCUCUGCAUGGAGGGUGGGUAGGCGAGGGCACCGAAGAUCUUACUGGCGGUGUAUCGAUCAACCUUGCACCGAGUGACAUCAUGGACAAGUCACGACUAUGGGAGCAGUUAAUGAGAGUCAACGAGACCUACCUCUUCGCUGGCGGAGCGUUCCACUACAAGGAAGCUGGCAGCUUUGGUAAACAUGCCUAUGCCGUGCUACAAGCUGUUGAGCAUAAAGAGCUUCGGCUACUUAAGAUUAGAAAUCCUUGGGGUAACAAUAAAAACACAGACAACUUCGAUGGUCCCUUCAAUCACAAAUUCGAAGAAUGGAAUGCUGAGCUUGUAGAACAGCUGAAGUUCGACUUCAAAGAUCCUGGUGUCUUCUGGGUGACUCUCGACAACUUCUUAAAACACUUCGAUUCCAUUCAGCGUACUCGGCUCUUCGACGAGUCAUGGACCUUGACCCAGCAGUGGACCUCAGUCAGCGUACCUGCAGGUGCAGUCACUUUCCUCGACACCAGCUUCCACAUCAGCUUGUCCCGUGCAGGUCCCGUCGUCUUUGUACUCGCCCAAUUAGAUUCAAGCUACUUUCAAGGUCUCCAAGGGCGAUACACAUAUUGCCUCCACUUCCGCGUCUACGACUGCAAAGAUGGCACAAAAUGGCUAGCUCGCAGCAUGCACGUUUCUAGUGGAAACUACAUCAACACCCGCUCAGUCAGUGUAGACCUCGACCUCGAAGCCGGCAACUACAACGUCAUGGUCAAGGUCGAACCCACACGAGUUCUCUCACAAACCGCAGAAUCAGUCAUCGAAGCAGAAGCACCUUACCGAAAGCAAAAGCUUCUACAAGUAGGUAGAAACUUUGAGCUUGCGACUGCAAAAGGUAAGCUGAGAGAAAAGGAACAAGACACUAGGAAGCAGAAAAAGCGAGAGGCUAGAAAAGAGUCUCGUGAUCGUCAGUCGAAAAUGAGGAGAUUGAGACAACAGGCUAAACUUAGGGAAAGGAGGCGUAAAGAUCGUAUUGCGAGGGAGAAGAAGGAUAGGGAGAUGAAUGAUUUGCUGAGACGAGCAGGUCUUGUCUUUGUUUCUCCACCGCCUAUGCCAGUUGAUCCGCCGAUGGUUCAAAACAUGAGGCCUGCUGGGCCUUCGACGCCUCCACCACCGCCACCGCCAGUAUCUCUGGGCCCGAGGACCACUCCUUAUGCUGCAGCCGACUCAGAUCCCAACGCCGAGCUUGAUGACGAUGACUUCGAGUGGGACAGCGAAAUGGACGGAGAUAUCUACCCAUCAUCAAGUGAGGACGAGAAUGAUUGGUACGCCGAUGAUCCAUGGAACGCUCUGCUUGUGCUCGGUCUGAGAGUUUACUCUCAAGCGAGCGGUGUCACUAUCAAAGUUCGCGAGGGCAAUGAGAAGGACGACACCUUCAACGAAGAUGCGCCGACCAUCGUCAUCCCAAACAUCAUUCCUGUCGUAGCUCCAGAAACGGAAACAAGUAAGGAAAAUGGCAAAGCAGAGAAGCCUCAGGAUGUUGGCGAUGGUGCGAAAUCGAGCUCUCCUUCGAGCGAGGCGACAGUCGUAGGAUCUUCCUCGAGCACAGACGACAAGAGUCUGAGCACCAUCGCAUAUGACAAGGCAGACCAAGAUGACACCAGCUUAAGUGCGGCAAUCAUACCGGUGCUAGGCACCAACGAUCUUGUCAUUGCAUCAGAAGUGACGAAGGAUGUUCAACAAGAAGCAGGAGCCACAAAAACAGAAUCCGACAAUGACGCCAAUCCAUCCUAG
Aureobasidium subglaciale EXF-2481 is the source of this 2721-nucleotide messenger RNA. RefSeq lists its product as uncharacterized. Bases 1 to 2721 code for a protein of 906 amino acids. Gene Ontology annotation, molecular function: calcium-dependent cysteine-type endopeptidase activity. Gene Ontology annotation, cellular component: cytoplasm. Gene Ontology annotation, biological process: proteolysis. NCBI's taxonomy places the organism in Eukaryota, Fungi, Ascomycota, Dothideomycetes, Dothideales, Saccotheciaceae. The transcript is spliced from 4 exons. The record is from RefSeq and is a predicted model, not a curated record.